AUGCGGCAGCGAAAUAACAUGAAGAUGCGGGACUAUCUCGUGUGUGCCGUUGCAUUUGUUUCAUUUCGAGUUUCUACACAGUUCGUUGCGCAGCCUACAGAUCUCAAGACUGUCAAGGGCGCUGGAGGAGUCAACGUCCGAUUCAAGCAGGUGUCGAAUGGCAUCUGCGAAACCAAUAGCAACGUGAAGAGCUUCGCCGGCUACGUGGACGUCAGCCCGACCCAGCACAUGUACUUUUACAUGUUCGAAGCAAGACAGAAUGCCGCUUCAGCUCCUCUGACUAUCAGGCUAGACGGCGGCCCGGGAGCGUCCUCCAUGAAUGGACUCUUCACCGAGAUCGGCCCUUGCUCUAUCGAUGCCAAGGGAAAGGUGGUCGACAACCCGAAUUCAUGGUCGACGGUGAGCAAUUUGCUGUUCAUUGACCAGCCAGCGACGGUCGGCUUCUCGUUCACCAAUUUGGUGAACGGUACCGUGAACCCAAAGACCGCCGAGAUCGUGCCCCAACAGUGCACAUCUGCAGACCCCAUGUGCGGAACCUACUCAUCCAUGGACGUCUCCCUGACGCCCAACUCGACGGCCGAUGCUGCAAAGGUAUUCUACCAGGUGAUGCAGGGUAUUAUGGGCGCCUUUCCGCAGUACACGACGAACGGGAUACACAUCAACGGCCAGUCAUACGGCGGCCACUAUGUCCCCGUCUUCGCCGACUUCAUCACCCAGCAGAACAAGGCAAAGGCCCCCGGUACUGUCCAGGUGCCCCUGAAAUCCAUAUCCAUCGAGGACGGCUUCAUGGACACCCGCGUGCAGUUCGGCGCCUACUUCAACUACUCCGUCUCCCCGGGCAACCCCUACGACGUGAAGCCCUUCAACGACACCCUCCAGAAGCAGCUCUUCAACAACAUGUUCGGCCAAGGGGGCUGCCAGGAGCGUCAGAACGCCUGCAACGCCCAACCAACCGACAGGGGCUGCGCCGUGGCCGAUGCCUUCUGUAUCAAAAACGUCGAGGACUUUUGGGACGUCAACGCCGGCCGCGCCGAGAACGACAUCCGCCUUCUGCUUCCCGAGCCCUACCCCUCGGCCACCUUUGUAAGCUACCUCAACAGAGCCGAGGUGCAAGCCGCCAUUGGGGCGUCCAACAACUUUACCCAGGCGUCGGUGCAGACCGCCAUCGCUUUCGGCUCGACGGGCGACGACAGCCGCACCGGCGCGCUCGUCACACAGUCCCUGAAAAACCUGAUUCAGCAAGGCGUCACCGUUUCCCUCUUCACCGGCGACGCCGACUACGACAGCAACAUGAUUGGCGCCCAGAUCGUCGCGGCCCAGCUGGGCGCCGCCAACUGGGCGAGCGCCGGGUUCGUGAACCUGUCGGCCAACGCCGACGGGCAGGUUCCGGGGGAGGUGAAACAGGCCGAUAACUUUUCCUUUACGCGGCUCUAUUUCGCCGGUCACCUCUCCGCCUUCAACCAGCCCGAGGCGGCUCUCCGGGUCCAGGAGCGAACGAUCAAGGGGGUGGACAUCGCGACGGGGACGACGGCCAUGGUGUUUGGGAAGAAUUUGAUUACGCAGGGCCCCCCAGAGAGUACGUUCAGGGAAGGGCCGGCGACGGUGCAGACCAAGGUGGUGCCCAAGGGUGCCCUGUACGAUCCGCAAACGCAUCUGCCUGUGCUGCCUGGACGGGUGGCGGCGGUGGAUGGCGGUGAGUUUGGUGUAGAGGCUGACGAAGAUUUGGAUAUGGAGCCUCAUCCGCUGGCUGGUAUGACGGCGAAGAACAUUAGGAAGAUGUUGAGAGAAAACGGACCGUCACCGUUGAGAUUGUGA
Molecule: messenger RNA, 1815 nt
Organism: Colletotrichum orchidophilum
Lineage: Eukaryota; Fungi; Ascomycota; Sordariomycetes; Glomerellales; Glomerellaceae
Product: carboxypeptidase S1
Exons: 1
Coding region: 1-1815 (604 amino acids)
Biological process (GO): proteolysis
Cellular component (GO): fungal-type vacuole
Molecular function (GO): serine-type carboxypeptidase activity
Source: RefSeq, a predicted model, not a curated record